GCUAUGAAAGGAACCAAAUUGACAGCCAGAUGAAGAGGUACACUGGGCGAGGUCCUGAACGCAGGACCUUCUGUCCCCGUGGAGUUUGGGGCUCAGCACAUGGAUGCGUCUGGUUCACCGACUUGGAAGCUCUCUGGACCCCAUCCUUUUGGGUUUUUAUGGAGGCUUCAUCACAUAGGCAUGAUUGAGGAAAUCGUUGGUCGGUGGUGAUUGAUUCAACCUCCAGCCCCUCUCCCCUCCCUGGAGGCUGGGGUGGGGCUUUGGAACUGAAUGUUCCAGACAGGGUUGGUUCUCCUGUCAACCAGCUCCCAUCCUCAGGUGCUUUCCAACAGUCGUCUCAUUAACAUAAACUCAGGUGUGUUGAAAAGCGCUUGUUAGGACUAUCAAGACACCUUUAUUGCUCUUAUCACCUAGGAAAUUCCAAGGGUUUUAGGAGCUCUGUGCCAGGAACGGGGAUGAAGACCAAAUAUAUAGUCCUUAUUAUAAAUCACAAUAUCGGUUGGUUUCCUCCGUGUCAAGCAUUCGUGAGUCAGUUUUCCAGCUCGCUCUCAUCUUCUGAAGCCUAAGCCGGCUACACCUUCCUCCUUCCUUCCGCCAGCAGCCGUGUCGUUGCGACUCCGCCACCAUGUUCGAGGCGCGCCUGGUCCAGGGCUCCAUCUUGAAGAAGGUGCUUGAGGCGCUUAAGGACCUCAUCAACGAGGCCUGCUGGGACAUCAGCUCGAGCGGCGUGAACCUGCAGAGCAUGGACUCGUCCCAUGUCUCCUUGGUGCAGCUCACCCUGCGCUCCGAGGGCUUCGACACGUACCGCUGCGACCGCAACUUGGCCAUGGGCGUGAACCUCACCAGCAUGUCCAAAAUACUGAAAUGUGCUGGCAAUGAAGACAUCAUUACACUAAGGGCUGAAGAUAACGCGGACACCUUGGCACUAGUAUUUGAAGCUCCAAAUCAAGAAAAGGUUUCAGACUAUGAAAUGAAGUUAAUGGAUUUAGAUGUUGAACAACUUGGAAUUCCAGAACAAGAGUACAGCUGUGUAGUAAAGAUGCCUUCUGGUGAAUUUGCACGUAUAUGCCGAGAUCUCAGUCAUAUUGGAGAUGCUGUUGUAAUUUCCUGUGCAAAAGAUGGAGUGAAAUUUUCUGCAAGUGGAGAACUUGGAAAUGGAAAUAUUAAGUUGUCACAAACGAGUAAUGUUGAUAAAGAAGAGGAGGCCGUUACCAUAGAGAUGAAUGAACCAGUUCAGCUAACUUUUGCACUGAGGUACCUGAACUUCUUUACAAAAGCCACUCCACUCUCUCCUACAGUAACACUCAGUAUGUCUGCAGAUGUACCCCUUGUCGUAGAGUAUAAAAUUGCUGAUAUGGGACAUUUAAAGUACUAUUUGGCUCCCAAGAUCGAGGAUGAAGAAGGAUCUUAGACAUUCUUAAAAUUCAAGGAAAUAAAACUAAGCUCUUUGAGAACUGCUUCUGAGAUGCCAGCACAUACUUAAGCCUCUUUUGUCUUUGUACCUCUGAGUACAUAUGUAGAUAUUGUUUUCUGUAAAUAACUUUUUUUUUUCUCUAUUCUCUACAGUUUGUUCAAAGAGUAAAGUCCAAAGUCAAAUCUGGUCUUGUUAACCUAGUAAUAACUUUGCCUUACCUAGGAAUACUCGUUAUAAUUUUUAUAAACAAAAGGGUUUUGACUCUAAAUGCAGUUUUAAGUAUUGUUUUCAAUUUAAAUAAAAGUCAUUUGAAUUUCAAGCAUCA
Molecule: messenger RNA, 1739 nt
Organism: Balaenoptera ricei (Rice's whale)
Lineage: Eukaryota; Metazoa; Chordata; Mammalia; Artiodactyla; Balaenopteridae
Product: proliferating cell nuclear antigen
Exons: 1
Coding region: 626-1411 (261 amino acids)
Biological process (GO): mismatch repair; leading strand elongation; regulation of DNA replication
Cellular component (GO): PCNA complex
Molecular function (GO): DNA binding; DNA polymerase processivity factor activity
Source: RefSeq, a predicted model, not a curated record